This is a messenger RNA of Schistocerca gregaria, 7241 nucleotides long. Its product is annotated as lachesin-like. The record is from RefSeq and is a predicted model, not a curated record. Gene Ontology annotation, cellular component: neuron projection. NCBI's taxonomy places the organism in Eukaryota, Metazoa, Arthropoda, Insecta, Orthoptera, Acrididae. The coding region runs from base 205 to 1503 and encodes 432 amino acids. The transcript is spliced from 11 exons.
UGCGUGCUGCGCGCCCGCCAGCCGUGGACGCCGUGCAGCCUUUCGCCGCGUGUGUUGCGCUCCGCUCCGGUCGCGUGGUCCAUGCGACGCCCGCCCCCGGCCGCUAAGCCGCCCUCCGCCACACACCCCAAGACCACGUCAGCAGUAUUGCUGUACGCCGCCAGCGACUGUGACACCAAUCAUCUCCAUUGGUGACGCAAUUGCAUGGACUGCAGUUCCAAUGAAAUAGGAGGUGAUCUACGUCUGAGCCGAGCCAUGGCUCACGUGUGGGCGUGCGUGCUGACGCUCUGCAGCGUAAACUUAGUUGCGCUCGGCUUCGAGCCGGACUUCCUGUACCCGCUGGAGAACGUGACGAUCGCGCAAGGCCGCGACGCCAUGUUCACGUGCGUCGUCAACAACCUCGGCGGAUACAGGGUGAGUGCCGACCUCGCCCCAGCCAGGGUGGCGUGGAUCAAAGCCGACACCAAGGCCAUCCUGGCCAUCCACGAGCACGUCAUCACCAACAACCAGCGGCUUUCCGUCACGCACAACGACUUCAACACGUGGACGCUCAACCUGCGUGGCGUGAAGCGCGAGGACCGCGGCCAGUACAUGUGCCAGGUCAACACGGACCCCAUGAAGAGCCAGACGGCGUUCCUGGAGGUGGUGAUCCCACCGGACAUCAUCUACGAGGAGACGUCCGGAGACCUCAUGGUGCCCGAAGGAGGUUCGGCGAAGCUGGUGUGCAAGGCGCGCGGCUACCCCAAGCCCAAGGUGGUCUGGAGGCGGGAGGACGGCGGCGACAUCGUGCUGCGCGGUGGCCAGACCUCGAAGACCAGGGCAGUGCAGUCGGUGGAGGGGGAGGUGCUGACGCUGACCAAGGUCACCCGCUCCGAGAUGGGCGCCUACCUCUGCAUCGCCGCCAACGGCGUCCCGCCCUCCGUCAGCAAGAGGAUGAUGGUGCACGUGCACUUCCACCCACUGAUCCAAGUGCCGAACCAGCUGGUGGGGGCGCCCACCGGCACGGACGUAGCCCUGCAGUGUCACGUCGAGGCCUCCCCCAAGGCCAUCAACUACUGGACGCGAGACACGGGGGAGAUGAUCAUCGCCAACGACAAGUACAACAUGACGGAGAUCAACAGCUCCUUGUACAGCGUCCAGAUGAAGCUGGUCAUCCGCAAGAUCAAGAAGUCCGACCUCGGUGGCUACAAGUGCAUCUCCAAGAAUUCCAUUGGCGACGCGGAGGGCAACAUCCGACUCUACGAAAUGGAGCUGCCAAAGCGUGCUAAGAGUGCGCUCGAUGGCCUAGACGAUGGGGACAGUGGCUCCGAAGCCGAGUCAUCCGGGGAGGCAGACCUGGAGGAGAACAGCCCACGGCUGUACAAUGGCUACCGGGAAUCCCUGCGAGAGACGGCGGGAGGCCCGGGAGGAAGCGACUCUGGGGGCGGGCUAGGUGGCGGUGGUGGUGGAGGUGGCGGCCUCGCACUCACUUGGCUGCUGCCACUACUGCACCUGCAGCUGUGAGUUAUCUGCCUCCAGACCCCAGGCACCACCGCUCACUACUGUCUGCUGCCACUGCCGCACCUGCAGCAGUGACACCUCCAGACCCCUGGCACCACCGCUCACUACUGUCUGCUGCCACUGCUGCAUCUGCAGCAGUGACACCUCCAGACCCCAGGCACCACCGCUCACUACUGUCUGCUGCCACUGCUGCACCUGCAGCAGUGAUGCCUCCAGACCUCAGGCUUCACUGCUCACUAAUGUCUGCUGCCACUGCUGCACCUGCAGCUGUGAGUCAUCUGCCUCCAGCCCCAGGCAUCACCGCUCACUACUGUUCAUUGCUACACCUACAGCAAUGUGUCGUCUGCCUCUGGACCCCAGGCACUGGCUGUUUGACCUGCAUUUGUGAGCUGUCUGCCUGUGGAUCCUAUACUAUCCACUGCUGCAUGUGUAGCUUUGGGUUAUCCCCCUCUAGGCCACAGUCACCGUUGCUCAUUAAUGGACAGCUGUCUGUUGGUAAUUCAGCUACAGUGGUGGGCUCAGGUAUAAGCCAUACCGUGACAUGUUAUGGGUGUGAUGGGUGUCUGGUACCUUCUGUGGAACUAUUUGUCACACUACCAUAUUUGAAACAUCUCUACUGAUACUGCCAAUUUGUGACUCAGACCUUUGCUACCAGUCAUGUCUAAAAUUAUUUCUUAAAUUUCACUGUCUCCACAACCACAAAACAAUACAUAUGAUGAUGGUGAGUGUGUUCAGUAUUUAACUUCACUAACUAAUUACCUUUCCUGUCAGUCACCAUUUAGGUAAUAAAUUAAUGACUUCCAUAGAUAUGGUGUAUCAAAUUCUCAAUUAGCGUUCCACUCUUUGGGGUCCAGUUCGGCAACUGGUUGUUAGUUGCAGAUUUUAAUUAUUCAUGUCUCCUUGAUCUUCUUAUCAUGUGUUUAUAAGUCAUAUAUCUAAGAGCUUCCAUAAUUUCAUCAACGUCCUUCAUCUGUUGGCUCUACCUCAGAAACUGCCAGAUACUACUAAAAUGGUUGCCUAAUGUCUGAACAGAAAACUUGUAAUAUUAGCUCAACUUUUUAUGACAGUUUGCCAUAAAUUUCUCUUCACACUUCCUCAUCUAUAAAACACUUUUUUGUGUUCAUGUGAGUUUAUUUGAUUUUCUGAAAGAGCUUACAUCACAUUUCAAAACAAUAUUUUUUUCCUCUGCAUUUACUACUGUUUGGAUCUCACAUCAAUAUAAAGGCCCCACUCCAAACAUGCAUUGUCAGAGAUUGUAUACUGAUUUGUCAGUUCUUAUCUUUACAGGUUAAUAUCUUCUUCUCUUUAGUAAAAGUACAUUUUCCAUGAGGAAUUAUACUUCUUCAGAGCUUCGUUCCUUUCUAAGGUUCUUGCUAUCAAGAUAAAUAAACCAGUCAAUUUGUUUUCAAUUAACUCAUCAUCCACAUGUGUUUGGAAUAGCACUUGCCUUACUUAGUCACCUUUGGUACACAUUGUUUAUUAUUAAAUUAUACUUUUCUAACAUAAUUUUAUCCAUUUUACUCAUGAUGGCUCCAACAUAUUUCUCCCUUUCAGCUGUUACAGCUAUGUCAUCAACAUAUCUCUGCCUUUUUGUUGUUUACCAUCAAGGCUUCAGUUCUUGUAUUGUGUUUCCCAAUAUAUCUCAUUCGCCAUGGUAGCAACUGAGCAUGUUAUUAAGGAUUCAGUCGUAGGAUAUCAGAUGCACAAGAGUGGAACAUUCGUAUUUUUCAUCAGAAAUAUUUUUUUUUUUUCCUGAAGUCCAGCUGCUCGACUGUUGGGAUAUGAUCAUAUUCUUUAGAGCCCCAUUUCUCGUAACACUUGCAACUAACCUCAAAAAAACUGAUUUUCUCUACAUGGAUUCUCACUACCGUCUUAUCUUAAUACUCAUUGCUCAUAGCCAAUAUAUUACUUUGUUAUAUACAUUGCUGUUUAGAAUUUCAUUGUGCUCUCCUUCCUAGUUUCCUUAUCCAAUGUAAUUCUACAAGUUCCUCAUAUAUAAUUAAUAUUUUACAUGUUGCAUUCGAUGUGUGCUUCUUGAGUGCACAAUGCUUUGCAACCUAUAAAUUUGAAUUGUUUAACAUCGCCAAGGGAGUUGGAUUGACAAGCACCUUCCAGAUGAGGACACUGCAGAGGACGUUAUUUAGGACUUAGAUAAGGAGUAUUUAAAAUGAAACGUUUGUGCAGCAGUAGGUAAUUCGGUAAACCCUCAUUGUAGAAUUGGUUCCUGAUCAUGUAUGAUAUGAUUAACUGCAGAGUUUUCUUAUGAAAUGAAAUAAAUAUACAAGCAGUGUUUGAAUUGGUAUAACUGAUGAUAAGGUCUUGAUGUCCAGCAUCUAUGGUAACUAUUAAUGUAUUGAGUCCUGGCUAUGCCAAAAAGUUAUGUACCGUUAAGUACUUAUUUAUAUUGUGUUCUUUCUUUUCAGUACUUCAUAUUAAUUUCAGAGAAAUGACAGCAUACAUUAAUCUGGGGAAACAGUAGAUAUUCUUAUUUUUCUGAAGGAUUUUCUAAUAUGAAAAGGGUGGCAUUCAUCUUCAAAUUCCAUAGCUCUUUGUAAUCUCAUUUAUAAAUUUAUGUUCCAUGUCUUGUAGAUGAGGCACAAAUCAAUCUUGUCAGACAGGAUAAAUGUAUAUCCAUCAUGUUUCGAACUGUUUGGAGGCGAGGAAUAAGACAGAUGUAUCAUAAUUGUGUUUUUUAUGUAUUUUUUCCACGCAACUAUUUUCUUAUCAGCUUAUCACCAGCUUUGCGUCUUUAGCUCGUGCAUUAUGCAGAAUCUAACCAAUAAGCAGAAACUGCUCUGAUGAUAGCAUACAAUUAAAUGAAGGUUAAUGACUACAAACACAAGUACAAUUUCUUCUGACAGGUGAUACCUGAUCUGUGUUUAUUAUCCUAACAUUACCACACAUCAUUUACGAUUGCAGAUGUAGUCGAAAUCGACUAUGCUUAGUGGUUUUUGAGCUUAUAGUAACACUCUGACAGCAUCGAUGGAAUUAACAAAGAGCCAUUGACAAUCCAGAUUUCGAGAAAAUUUGUCUUUUAGAACACUUGGAAGGUGCUUGUCUUUCCCAUCACAGCGUAGAUGCAAUUGCCGUCAUCGACUUUUGCACGAUUUAUUUGGAAGUGAUCAAUUAAACAGCAUUGCAGUUUAAUUACCACAUGCAUAUAGAACGCAGGAGAGCAAUACAGUGAAACACUGAAUAGUGCAGUGUCAUUAACUUUAUAAUUUUCCAUGGUAUGACCAUUAACGUUAGGUACAACGUUCUCGCAUAUCCCGGUGAUGUCUAGAAACAAUGCAGAUUUAUGUUCUUUUAUUUAAUGGUGCUGCCGUGUUGAAACUUUUGCAAUACACUCUUAACACAUACACUCUCAAGAGAGUCUCCUGCAAACAAACGUAUAUGCCUAAUCACAAAGAUAUAAACUCUUGAUAUUUUGCCAAUACCACCAUCCAAAAAUUAUUUCUUGAAUGCCCACAAUAUUUCUGACACAUAAACUAUGUGUGUAUAUUUAUGCAACGUUAAAACUGAUCCUAAUGGCAUAUAAGUUAAACUGUAUUAGAAAUCAAAUAACCACUUAGUGUGACGCUUGCCAGAGCAAACAACUAAGGAAAUUUUCAAUGCUUGUUUCUUAAUUGAUGGGAGUGCACAGAAAUUUCAUACAUUUCGUUAGGUAGUCAAAUGUCUGAUUGACGCAGAUAUCAAACGUAGGUUUCAUGUGUUCGCUGGAAGGUUCCUUGCAUCUUCUCCCCACUUAGUCGUAUUCUGAAGGGUACCAAAAUUUCUGUGUUGAAGGUUUAGGGGUAUUCAUAACAACAAAAAUGCAACUCAGAUUGAAAAUUAAAAUUUAGUGAAGUUCGGUGGUCUUCACGGUGGUGUACUUCCAUCUUUCCUUCACAGAACCCCGUCCUUAAAAAUAUCUGCUUUACCAGGAAUACUUGUGAAAAUUUGAACCUGAUGCGGCAAACUGUUGUCCCCAUCGUGUUGUAUAUUCAGCCAAUAAGACGAUAUAACCGUAACGAAACCACAAGUCGUUUCGUCCGUCACGGAGAGCCAUUUUAUUCGUCAUGGAGAGCAGAAAUCAUCAUUUGUGUUGUCAAAUAACAUUUACAACACAAUCGAGACAAAGAUAGUGUCCAGGAGGUUAAUCACUCAGUAAGACAUUGUAUGUGUAGUGGGAGACAGUGGACUCAGUGUGUUACAAAAAUGAUGUGCAAAUUGAUGUGACUUUAAAGUGAAGUGUUGUUGUAAAGUAGACAGUCACCGAUUCGUUUCUAUGUGCCAAAUAAAAGGCUAUUCUGUAGCACCCCAGCCCCCCUCCUAUUUCCCUCGUCCAGUGUCCCCAAAGUGACUUUGCAGCCAUAUACAUAUCGUCAACAAAGCAGACUGCAGACAAUGCCCCCGCCCACAUUGUGUCUGGUAGCCGUGUUUGACUUGGCUUGGCGGUGGUCAGCACGCAAAUGUUGAACACAAGGCUCUCCCGAAGAGCCUCGUGUUGUCCAUACUCUCGGCUGUGUACCGCAAAUAUCAUUUAUGUUAAGUAGCUAGACGUUGGGUGCGCGGUGUGGUGCCUCAUGUUAGUUGACGAUAGCAUAUAGGUGUCCUGCUGAAUGCGGUAAAUGUUUGCUGAACCAAAACGUGCGUGUACAACCUCUAACCACACAGUAUGUUGUUCAGUUGAUGCGCUGUAUGUGUGUGUUACUCUACUCUUAUUUUAGACCAUGGCUUAUCUCUAUAUGUUGACAAGUGGGCUUUAUUAAUGGAAAAUCAUCAAAUGAUUAAGAUAUAAAAUUAAUUCAUUUUGAUGUUGUCAUGGUAGUCGUUUCUAAUAAUGACCUACACAUUCAUUGACCUAAAUAUUCAUUGACGCCGAGAAUUCUUUGCUGGAAAAAAACUGUAUUGACUUGAGGGUGUGAAAGAAGUAUUCUAUAAAGGAUGUGUAAUGUACAUUGUAAGAUUACCUUUCGCUUUGCAAAUUUUAAUGCCAAAAAUGAGAAAUUCAUCUAUUCUUACAGGAAACAUUACAAGAGCAGCUUCCACUUUUAAACUGAUCCCUGUGAGGUUAGAUAUUGUUGCUAAUAUCAAAGUUUCUCACAACAAAGACCAUAACAAUUAAAAAUCAGUCGCACUAUGUAUUUUACAAAGUAAUUAUCCAAACACCUGUUCUGUAGUUAAUCAGAUAUUUAUUACUGCUUUCAAACUGAAAGGAAAGAAAAAAAUUAAAGGCCUGCAUGAAAUACUUUUAAAGAUGUUGUUAUUUUCAUUGGUUAUCUGUCUGAACUGAGCAUUUAAGAGUAUGUCAAAUGCAAUGUGUAACAAAAGAAACCUUCCAAGAAAAAUGUGAUACGUCCCUUGUCCUUGCUUGUUGAACUAAAAGAUUCAUUAAAGAGAAGGAAACCAGUGAGUUAUUCAUAAAAUUCUUAGUCCAGUGUUCAAAGUUUCCAUUCUUGAUUCUAAGGCGUGUGUGAUGUAAUUUACUCGAUAAUGUUGUCUUCCUCUAAGAUAAUACUCGAAUCUACUUUCACAUGAAAAAGGCGUCAAUUAAGGAACUUAUCUGUGAAGCCAUUCAGUGUCUAUAAUCAGAUGUAACAUUUGCUGCUGAUGACUUGCCGAUUUGUGAUUGUUGUCUGCAUGCAUGUAAAUAAGUCCUAUGUAAGUAUCUACGCAACGAAAGAAUAAAAAAUAUAACAAAAAUAUAGAUCAUAAUAGAUAAUUAUAUAUGCGUUGAAGUUGUACGAAUAAAGAUUUUA